Molecule: messenger RNA, 1100 nt
Organism: Centruroides sculpturatus (bark scorpion)
Lineage: Eukaryota; Metazoa; Arthropoda; Arachnida; Scorpiones; Buthidae
Exons: 5
Coding region: 131-946 (271 amino acids)
Biological process (GO): regulation of DNA-templated transcription
Molecular function (GO): DNA-binding transcription factor activity; zinc ion binding; sequence-specific DNA binding
Source: RefSeq, a predicted model, not a curated record
GCUUGUUAUCCAGACGCCCCCUACAUUAAAAUUUGUAAGAGUUAUAAACAAUUAUGCAAAUGAGCUACAUUUACGAUUCGAAAUUGGGAAAGAGUUCGUGAUAUUUACUGUUAUUGAUAAUUUUAUAUUAAUGACUACCAUUGAACAGAUUCAAGCAUUGAGGUUUAGUACAGAUAUGUUCGGAGUUAAAUGCGUUAUUUGCGAUUUUCCACAAGGGUGGAACGAUUAUUACGGCAAUGUUACUUGUAAGGUUUGCAUAAAAUUCUUCUUACAUUGUGUCAUUUCUAGAACAGUGUCAUCGUGUUCGCGUAGUGGAGAUUGUUUUAGGUUUCAAUCUGGAAUAUGGAACUGUGUACACUGCAUAACGGUACAGAUGUAUUUAUUUGGAUUAAAAGCUUCAAAAGUUGGAAUAGUUGGUAAGAGUUGCUACAUGAAACAAAAUGAAUGUAAUUUGCAUAAAGUGGACACAAUGAUUCCAAUAAGCGAGGAAUGUAGGGAAGAAGUGAAAUACUUUAGAAUGCUAUAUCAAAAAAAGAUGAUGAUUUGUACAAAUUGGUUAUAUAACCAUCCACUCCCUCGUGCUAUUCGGAAACAAAAAAGAGAAAGGGCGAAGAUCAUAAAGAAGUUAAUUAUUUUAGAACUAGUAUCCAAUUCUUUGCACGCGCACGAUGUCCUCAUGCUCGGUUCUUCUUACUGUGAUCCUUUUGAAAUAAGAACUAAAGAAUUACAGCAGUUGUACAUACAAAUUUUGAAAAUAACUAGAAAAUUUAAAGAUAUCUUUCCGGAUCAAUACAUAAUUGAUUUUAACAUGAAAAAAUUAUUACUAUAUGAAGCAGAACUACAAAGAAGUGAAAUUUCCGAUUUUCGUGAUGAAUUAAUAACAGCGGUUAGACUUUAUAAUAUAUUUGACAAAGUAUAUCGAUAUCUACCUCCCAUUCCCGAAUAAGAUAUUAAGUUUAAAGUUACAUUAAGAAAAUAAGUUUCAAACAUAUCUUUAAAUGUGUUUAUAUGUAAAUCUUACGAAUAUUCUUGUACCAUCUAACAUUUUAUGCUGAUUGUGAUUGUAGUUUCGUUACAAUAAUCCAAUAAAAGAUAUUUAA